AGUGGAGGUUAGGUUAAUGUUUGUUUUAAAACGUUUGAAAACCUGAUACGGAUUUGUUCGAAAUCACCGGGAAACAUUUUGUGAAUCUGGACGAAUUUAUAAUCUUUUCGUAAGUGAUUAUCACAGCAAAAGUUUAUUUCUUAGCAAAAAAGAGGAGGCCAUCGCAAUGGAUUCAGAUUUGUACGAUGAAUUUGGAAACUACAUUGGACCAGAUCUAGAGAGCGACGAAGAUGAUGACCAGAGUUUAUACGGUCAACCGGAUCAGCAGGAUGACCUUGACAUGGAGGACGGCAUGGAAGAAGAAGCCGAGCAGAGUGAAGAUCCGGCGAGUUCUCGAGCAGUUGUGUUGCACGAGGAUAAACGAUACUAUCCGUCGGCCCUGGAGGUGUACGGAGAAGAAGUGGAAACUAUUGUCCAGGAAGAGGAUGCCCAACCACUGGAUAAGCCACUCAUCGAACCGGUGAAGAAAAUGAAAUUUCAGAUCAAGGAACAGGAACUACCGGAAACAACAUAUAAUAUGGAGUUUUUGGCCGAUUUAAUGGACACUCCCACAUUGAUACGAAACGUAGCUCUUGUUGGACAUUUGCACCAUGGAAAAACUACCUUUGUGGACUGUUUGGUACGUCAGACACAUCCACAGUUCCAAGACAUGGAAGAGAGGAAUCUACGCUACACGGAUACGUUGUUCACCGAACAAGAAAGAGGCGUCAGCAUUAAAGCAACGCCCAUUACGUUGGUCCUGCCGGAUGUCAAGAGCAAAAGCUUCCUAAUCAAUGUUUUCGAUACGCCUGGGCAUGUGAAUUUUUCGGACGAAGUGACGGCUGCGAUGCGGCUCUGCGACGGAGUUGUUCUUUUCGUAGAUGCUGCCGAGGGUGUUUCGCUGAACACUGAACGACUGCUGAAGCACGCGAUCCAGGAGAAGUUGCCGAUCACAGUGUGCAUCAACAAGAUCGAUCGUUUGAUGCUGGAGCUCAAAUUGCCCCCGCAAGAUGCCUAUUUCAAGAUCAAGCACAUAGUGGAGGAAAUCAACGGACUUCUUACGCUGUACGGAGAUGCAAAUACAAAACAGGUGUCACCGAUCUUGGGUAACGUUUGCUUCGCCAGUUCAUUGUAUGGAUUCUGUUUUACGUUGAAAUCGUUUGCCAAACUGUACGCGGAUACAUACGACGGUGUUAGUCCAAGCGAGUUUGCUCGUCGUCUAUGGGGAGAUAUGUAUUUCCACAACAAGUCCCGGAAAUUUACCAAGAAACCACCGCACAGUUCAGCCCAGAGAAGUUUUGUCGAGUUCAUCUUGGAGCCCCUGUAUAAACUUUUCGCGCAGGUGGUCGGCGAUGUGGACACAACACUGGCGGACACCUUGGCCGAGUUGAACAUUCGAGUGACCAAAGAGGAGAUGAAGUGUAACAUUCGCCCAUUAUUGAGGUUGAUAUGUAAUCGGUUUAUCGGUGAUUUCUGUGGAUUUGUCGAUAUGUGCGUUGAGCACAUCCAGUCUCCACUUGACAAUGCCCAGAAUAAGAUCGAUCACAUUUACACCGGUGUGAGGGAGAGUGGCAUCUAUCAGGAUAUGUUGAACUGUGACCAAAAUGCCCAACUGAUGGUUCACAGCUCAAAGAUGUAUCCGACGGAGGAUUGCACCUUUUUCCAAGUGCUGGCAAGAGUCAUGAGCGGAACCCUGCAUGCCGGGCAAGAAGUGAGGGUUCUGGGAGAGAACUAUUCGUUGGUGGAUGAAGAGGACUCGCGUACUUUGCAAGUUGGUCGACUCUGGAUUUACGAGGCGAGAUACAAAAUUGAAUUGAAUCGGGUUCCGGCGGGAAACUGGGUUCUGAUUGAAGGAAUUGACCAGUGUAUUGUGAAAACGUCGACCAUCACUGAUGUCAGUAUGAAUGAAGAUGUUUUCAUCUUCCGGCCUUUGAAGUUUAACACGCAAAGCAUUAUUAAGAUUGCUGUAGAACCAGUGAACCCAUCGGAACUGCCAAAAAUGCUGGAUGGAUUGCGAAAAGCAAACAAAUCGUAUCCACUGCUCUCGACAAGGGUAGAAGAAUCUGGGGAACACGUUAUCCUAGGCACAGGAGAGCUCUAUUUGGACUGUGUAAUGCAUGAUUUGCGGAAAAUGUAUUCCGAGAUCGACAUCAAAGUGGCCGAUCCAGUUGUGGCAUUCUGCGAGAGCGUUGUCGAGACAAGUUCGUUGAAAUGUUUCGCAGAAACACCAAAUAAAAAGAACAAAAUUACAAUGAUUGCUGAGCCGUUGGAGAAGGGUCUCGCCGAGGACAUAGAGAAUGAAACAGUCUCAAUUGGAUGGAACAAGAAAAAACUUGGAGAAUUCUUCCAGAUAAACUAUGAUUGGGAUUUACUUGCAGCCCGUUCGAUUUGGGCUUUCGGUCCGGACAAUACCGGACCAAACAUUCUGGUAGAUGAUACACUUCCCUUUGAAGUGGACAAAGCAUUGCUCGGAGCGGUGAAAGACUCGAUCGUACAAGGCUUCCAGUGGGGUACGCGUGAAGGACCACUUUGUGAGGAGCCCAUUCGAAAUGUGAAAUUCAAAAUCCUUGACGCAGUUAUUGCUCAAGAACCGUUACACCGGGGAGGAGGCCAAAUUAUCCCAACGGCAAGACGUGUUGCCUAUUCCGCUUUUCUCAUGGCGACACCUCGUCUAAUGGAACCCUAUCUCUUCGUAGAAGUACAAGCUCCGGCAGAUUGUGUCUCCUCUGUGUACACGGUUCUCGCUAGACGACGUGGCCAUGUCACCCAGGAUGCUCCAGUACCCGGAUCUCCCCUGUACACGAUCAAAGCCUUUAUACCGGCGAUUGAUUCAUUUGGAUUUGAAACCGAUCUUCGAACCCAUACCCAGGGGCAAGCUUUCUGCCUGUCGGUGUUCCAUCACUGGCAAAUUGUACCGGGUGAUCCGCUGGACAAGAGUAUCGUUAUUCGCCCACUUGAGCCCCAACCGGCAACCCAUCUGGCGCGUGAAUUUAUGAUCAAAACCCGACGGAGGAAAGGUCUCUCCGAGGAUGUGUCCAUUAACAAAUUCUUCGACGAUCCUAUGUUGCUGGAGCUGGCCCGACAAGAUGUGCUGCUCAACUAUCCGAUUUAGAGUCGCCUUGAGAUUUGUAUAUUCACUGCAGAUUUGCGAAAUUUUGAAUGAAUUCUCGCUGUUGCCCGAACAGAUGACGGUACAAGAGCUUCGCACGUUAAAUUUGGAAUUGUAACGCAUAUAUAGAGAAAUACUAAAUGCAAGGUAGGAAUCGAUUGUGUAUCAUUUCAUCGAAGCAUAACUCGCUUUUUUAUAGUGUUAAAUCGAGUGUUGUAGUUUUGUCAAAAUA
This is a messenger RNA of Toxorhynchites rutilus septentrionalis, 3320 nucleotides long. RefSeq names its product 116 kDa U5 small nuclear ribonucleoprotein component. Gene Ontology annotation, cellular component: U4/U6 x U5 tri-snRNP complex; U2-type catalytic step 2 spliceosome; cytosol. The coding region runs from base 167 to 3091 and encodes 974 amino acids. The record is from RefSeq and is a predicted model, not a curated record. The transcript is spliced from 4 exons. Gene Ontology annotation, biological process: mRNA splicing, via spliceosome. Gene Ontology annotation, molecular function: U5 snRNA binding; translation elongation factor activity; GTPase activity. NCBI's taxonomy places the organism in Eukaryota, Metazoa, Arthropoda, Insecta, Diptera, Culicidae.